This is a messenger RNA of Letharia columbiana, 1047 nucleotides long. RefSeq lists its product as uncharacterized. Bases 1 to 1047 code for a protein of 348 amino acids. NCBI's taxonomy places the organism in Eukaryota, Fungi, Ascomycota, Lecanoromycetes, Lecanorales, Parmeliaceae. The record is from RefSeq and is a predicted model, not a curated record. The transcript has a single exon.
AUGGCACUGGUUGGAUGGGGUAAGACAAGCUCACCUGCGCGAAAACAGCGCCCACAGCCGAUUGCCGGCCGAGGGUGGAAAUCCUCCCCAAUCCAAUCCACUGCAACCUUUGUCCGAAGACGCGCAGUGCUCUUCUUCGCCAUUCUUUUUCGUACGAUCUGUAUAUCCUUUACGUUGUCCUCUUCAUCUCUUUCCGUCUUCUUUGUUACAGAAAUAUGGGCCGCCAUUCUUGAAACAAAACCUCCGACCCCAGGAAACUUUCCGCUCUCCACCCCCUCCCACCGCUCAACCUCGGUACAUCAGCCCUUCCGACGAGGUCAGCUCUUGGGGAAGCAAUUAGGCAAGAACCCACAAACAGCUACAAUGAACCACAUGGGUUCACCUCCCUCCAUACCAGCAGACCACUCCUCUACUAAGCGAAAGCGCAGUCUGUCGGGUGAGGAACCUAAUCGACAGCCCACACCUCCGGCCAAAGUGCCGAAAACGAAUGCAAAUCAUCUACAGAUCAACUAUUUAGCUCGUCAAUACCAAGAGAUUCUCCCUCUGAUCUCACCUGAAGAUGCCCUCCCAUCCAUACUAUCCCUCAUUUCCGACUAUGAUGGUGUCCUCCACCGCCACGAAUCCAUGGCCGGCAACCUCGGCGCUAGGCCUCUCGGUCCCAUCCUCAUCCAACGCUUCGAACGUAUCUUUGACGGCCCACCACGCGUGCUCAAAACCCACGGCAAAGAAGGCACAUCCGUCGGCUGGCUUGACGUUGUCGAAUUUGCCCGCAACAAACCGGAACAAUUCAAUCUGGAGAAGAUGAGAGAGGGGAACAGGGUCUGCCAGUUCUAUACGAAGCAGUGUCGGGUGGAGAUCAGUGAAGAGGAUUAUGUACUGAUUAAGAGUGGGAUGCCGGAAAAGUUGAUUCCGCCGCAGCCGAUUGGCGAGGAUGAGGAGAAGGAGUUGGGGACGUUGGAGAUUUUGGAGAAGAACCUGGGUGGGGUUGUGCAACUAGCUGAUCAAGGCGAGUUCUGCGUAUCUACAUGGGGAAUGAUCCGAACUUAA